Molecule: messenger RNA, 507 nt
Organism: Amoebophrya sp. A25
Lineage: Eukaryota; Dinophyceae; Syndiniales; Amoebophryaceae
Source: the annotation of a GenBank genome assembly
CUGCGGGUUUACAAAAUGGUGCAGCCGAAGUACCUGAACUCGCGGCCCUGCAGAGUCAACUGGGACAGCGAUACAACAGUUACCGAGUCAGCGGGUAUCAGCAAAGUCCACGUAGCCCAGGGUCUCCUCCGCCAAGUGCUGCCUCAAUUUUAUGCUUAGACUUACAAGUACAGAGAUCCAUUUUACUCACAUGAGCUUGUUUUGUUUUUCAAGAGAAAACAAAAAGACACAAGAAGCGUGCAGUUGGUCUUUAAAUAUUAAGAUCGAUGAUGGAUACAAUUAUACAAUUAUUCUCAUUGAUGUGCUCGACUUGCUCUAACAAUUGCAAUGGCCAGCGCUGCGGAUGCCGCAGCGAAACGAGCGUCUCUUAUCGCAGCACUCACAGGUGGUAAUCCAACGCAGACCAGAGAGUCCUUGGGGUUAAGCGUGUAUCGGGACGCUUUGUUUGGACCGCGAGUAACGCGCACCACAUCUUCUGAUCCGAAUACAGCAUCAGUGCCAUUGUUG